Messenger RNA from Dreissena polymorpha, 1041 nucleotides. Its product is annotated as transforming growth factor-beta-induced protein ig-h3-like. The record is from RefSeq and is a predicted model, not a curated record. Gene Ontology annotation, molecular function: cell adhesion molecule binding. Gene Ontology annotation, cellular component: extracellular matrix. Lineage: Eukaryota; Metazoa; Mollusca; Bivalvia; Myida; Dreissenidae. The transcript is spliced from 6 exons. The coding region runs from base 66 to 962 and encodes 298 amino acids. Gene Ontology annotation, biological process: extracellular matrix organization; cell adhesion.
ACUAUAAAACCGGCCAGUGUGCGUGGUGACUUUGUAUUGCAAGCGUUGGAUCAAGUCGCCUAACCAUGAUGCGCCUGUUAGUGUUGUUUGCUUUCGUGGGCUUUGCGUCUGCAUUGACCAUUCCGGAACUAGCUACACAAUUGGGAGCCACUGAGUUGGUGAAGCUUGUCACACAGGCAGGCUUGGCUGAUACGCUGUCAUCUAAGGGGCCAUUUACCGUUUUUGGACCAACAAAUGAUGCCUUUGCAAAGCUCCCUAAGUCAGUCCUAGACUUGCUGAUGAAAAACAAGCAGCUACUUAUCGAGGUUCUGAAAUACCACGUUGUCUCCGGAAGUGUGUACUCAUCUCAGUUGACCAAUGAAUUGACGGCACCUAGCUUAGCGCCACUGUCGGCAACAGCAUUCGUUAACAUCCGAUUCAACAUAUACAACGGCGGGAAGCUCAUCACUGCGGAUGGAAGCCCGGUGGUUUUGGCCAAUCAGAAUGCGUCUAAUGGGGUCAUUCAUGUCGUCAACAGAGUUAUGUGGCCUUUGCCCUUCCUGAACGUCCCAGGGCUUAUCACCAGAGAACAGGCGCAAUUUUCUACGCUUCUUACUGCCGUGGAGAAGGCCAACCUUGUCGCGACUCUCAGCGGGGGACCAUUCACAGUGUUCGCUCCAACCAACGCAGCCUUCGCAAAGAUACCCGCCGAUGUCCUCAACAAACUUCUCGCCAACAUAACUGCACUUACCGACGUCCUUACGUAUCACGUGAUCAGCGGAACCUUCUGGAGCGCCAGUCUAUCUGACGGCGAGACGCCAAAAACUGUGGAGGGAAAGACAGUCAAGAUCUCUAUCAAUGCCGGUAAAGUGAGUGUUAACAACGCUAACGUACAAGAGGCUGACAUUUCCGUUACAAACGGCGUCAUCCACGUCAUUGACACUGUCCUAUUACCGCCAUCGUUUAACAUCAAUUCUUUAUAACAUUCAUCGAAUCAUAUUGUUCACAUUUAUUAAGCAUUUCUAAAUAAAUGUGAUAUAUUCUAAUUAAAUGUGAUUUUUA